GUCCGUGAUGAUGGAUUCUUCCUGUUGUUGCCUUUCUGCUCCGCGAGCAUCCGGGGGGGUGAAGGACGUGAAGCGAACCGCCACCGGGUUCCUGGCGAUAGCAACAGAGGUGGAGAAUGACGGAGAGAAAGCCUCCGAAACUCCAGAAAAAAACAAGGACUUACUGAAGGAGUUCCAAGACAUUCUUCCCGACGACCUCCCGGACGAACUACCGCCAUACCGAACGCACCAACACGAGAUCGUGGAGGAACCAGGUUCGAAACCAACCUUCCGAGCACCAUAUCGGCUAAGCCCCACAGAACUAGCCGACAUGAAGAAGCAGAUUGAGUAUCUCCUCGCCAAAGGACUCAUCCGACCAUCCACUUUGCCAUACGGUGCCCCAGUACUCUUCACACCAAAACCGGACGGAAGCCUACGCAUGUGCAUCUACUACCGAGCUCUCAACAAGCAGACCAUCAAGAACAAAUAUCCGAUACCACGAAUCCAUGACCUGCUUGACCAGCUUCGGGGAGCUACGGUAUUUUCAAAACUAGAUCUACGGUCCGGAUACUGGCAGAUAAGAAUGGCGGACGAUUCCGUUCACAAAAUUGCCUUCCGAACUCGGUACGGAUCGUACGAGUAUUUGGUCAUGCCGUUCGGACUCACCAACGCAUCUGCAACUUUCCAAGCAGAGAAGAAACAUAUCCUACGCCCACUCUUGGACGAAUGCGUGGUGGUGUACCUGGACGACAUCCUCAUCUACUCGCGCGACAUGCAAGAACACGUCGAGCGCCAACGACGCGUCUUUGAAAUUCUUCGACGAGAAUGCUUCUACGUCAAACUAUCCAAGAGUGACUUCGCCCUCGAGAAGGUCCAAUUCCUCGGACAUAUCGUAAGCGCUCAAGGAGUUCACGUCGACCCCAAGAAAAUCGAAGCCCUGCGUACGUGGAAGACACCCGAGAACGUGAAGGAGUUACAGCAGUUCCUUGGCUUUGCCAACUACUACAGCAGUUCCUUGGCUUUGCAAUACGCGAAGAUCGCCGCGCCACUCACAAAUCUGCUAAAGAAGAACACGCCCUAUAAAUGGGAGCUACAAUACCAGGAAGCCGUGGAACAGCUGAAACAAGCACUCACGUCCGCACCCGUACUCAUCUUGCCAGACCCCGAACGCGACUACGUCAUCGAAGCUGACGCCAGCGACCAGACAGUGGGAGCAGUCUUGAUGCAAGACCAGGGGAAUGGCCUGCAACCAAUUGCCUACCUCAGCAAAAAAUUACAUGGAGCAGAACUCAACUACCCGAUACACGACAAGGAGGCCCUUGCUAUCAUCAUCGCCUUCAAACAUGGAGAUCGACAUCUGCUACAGUGGGACAGCGACAUCGCGUACCGGAAAGGAUCAACGAAGAUCUGGGUACCUAAUUACCCUCCAUUGCGCCAGUUACUACUCGAAGAAUACCACGACGUCCUGUACGCGGGACACUUUGGUAGCAACAAGACGCUCACCGGUAUCGCCAAACACUACUACUGGCCCCACAUGGCAGAUAACAUACAGAAUUUCGUCACCUCGUGCACUACAUGUCAGCGGAUGAAGAGCAGCAAGCAGAAAAAGGCGGGUCUGCUACAACCUCUUCCUAUCCCAGAACAGCCAUGGCAAGUGGUCAGCCUGGACUUCAUCACCAGGCUACCAACUACCACAAGCGGUUAUGACGCGAUCCUCGUCGUCAUUGACAAGUUCUCCAAAAUGGGGCACUUCAUCCCGACACACACCACAGCACGCACCGAGGAGACAGCACAACUCUUUGUUCACUACAUCAUCUCCCAACAUGGCAUUCCAACCACACUCAUCUCCGACCGAGACCCUAAGUUCACCAGUAAAUUCUGGAAAGAACUGAUGUCUCUACUCGGGACCAAACUCGCCAUGUCAUCCGCCUACCAUCCGCAGACAGAUGGACAGACCGAGCGCCUCAACCAAAUUGUGGAGAAACUCCUCUGCGCAGCCUGCAAGGACAACAUCUCCAAAUGGAACUUGCAUCUGCCCAUCCUGGAGUUUGCCUACAACAAUGCUACUCACGCCGCUACUGGACAGACGCCGUUCUUCCUCUGUUACGGACGCCACCCACUCACACCUCAACAGCCAACCAUACCAGCCACAUGUUUCUUCUCCUUCAUGUCGACAUAUGAGCAGCAACAACCAUCAGCACCUGCGCAAUCAGUCAACAGCAACAACAACGACAACAACAACAACAACAACAACAACAACAAAACAACAACAACAACAACAACAACAACAACAACAACAACAACAACAACAACAACAACAAACAACAACAACAACAACAACAACAACAACAACAACAACAACAACAACAACAACAACAACAACAACAACAACAACAACAACAACAACAACAACAACGUCAGAGGCAUCGACAUUGGAGUGGCUCCUAUGAGCCUGGAUGGCUCGUCCUUUGCGCACGGGAAUCAGCAACCCAUCUAUGCACCUUAUCAAGCUUUAUGGGCAUCCUUCACCUUGUGAAAUCCCAUUUCGGGAUUAAGUAGGC
Closterium sp. NIES-67 is the source of this 2540-nucleotide messenger RNA. Lineage: Eukaryota; Viridiplantae; Streptophyta; Zygnematophyceae; Desmidiales; Closteriaceae. The record is from the annotation of a GenBank genome assembly.